GUCCCUCGGACACAGGGGAUCACCGAUCACGGAAAGAGCCGAAGAUGUCGGCUCGGUCAUGUGAUCAGUUGUGUCAAAUCACAGCUGAUCACAUGGGACAUGUACACUGAUCAUCAGGGCACUGAUGAUCAGUGUGCCCUGAUGAUCAGUGUGGCCCCUGAAGUGCCAUCUGUCAGAGUCCAUCAGUGCCAGCUGAACAGUGCCACGUGUCAGUGCCCAUCAGUGCCACAAUGCCACAUAUCAGUGCAUACCAGUGCACAUCAAUUCCACAAAUCAGUGCCCAUCUGAGCUGCCCUUCAGUAUCACCCAUCAGUGCCAGUCAGUGCCACCUAUCAGUGCUGCCACAGUGCCACCUAUCAGUGCCAGUCAGUGCCACUUAUCAGUGCGCAUCAGUGCCGCCUAUCAGUG
Messenger RNA from Staurois parvus, 408 nucleotides. Lineage: Eukaryota; Metazoa; Chordata; Amphibia; Anura; Ranidae. The record is from the annotation of a GenBank genome assembly.